GAUUUCCUGAUUUCUACCAGAGAGGAAGGUCUGUGACUCCAUUAUCCCCUUCUACAAGCAGUCUCCUGAGGUCUGGAACCUGUAUUCCUGGCAAAAUCUUUAGGAAGGAAACCUUUUGAAAUCACCUUGUAAUCCUUCUGUGAAACAGUUUGAGGACCAUCUUCUACAUCACUCAGCCUUUCGUGAUUCCCCCAAGUGCUAGUCCCUCCCUCCCAGUCUACUUGGUAUUGAAUGAACCUCCCUCUGUUUGUUGUAUGAAUUCUCUAAGGACUACAAUGAGCUUCUCUCUAGGACCCCAGAAAGUUAGCAGUUAUGUUGUCCUUUUUUUGUUUUGAGAAAAAAAGGGCAUUUUGAAAUAUUCUGAAGUGUGUUGCAGGAGAAUUUACCAAUUGUAUACGUCCUGAGUUGAGCUUCCCAUUUGGACAGAAGAAUGGCUGUGUUCAGGCAGUUUACACUUCUUCUCUGGAAGAAUUACACCUUAAAGAAGCGGAAGAUUGUAGUAACAGUCUUGGAAAUUCUCCUGCCAUUGCUAUUUUCUGGGAUCCUAAUUUGGCUUCGCCAGAACAUUCACUCAGAAAACAUUCCCAAUGCUACCAUAUAUCCUGGCCAGUCCAUCAGUGACCUGCCCUUGUUUUUCAACUUUCCUCCCCCAGAAGAUACGUGGGAGCUGGUUUAUGUUCCUUCUAACAACGAAGCUGUGAAGACUGUCGCCGAGAUGGUGAAAAAGACUUUAGUCAUCGACAUGAAAGUUCGUGGCUUUCCCUUGGAACAGGAUUUUGAAGAUUACAUUAAAUUUAAUAAUCACUCUUACAAUGUGUUGGCUGGUAUUGUGUUUGAGCACAGCUUCAGUCAUUACAAGGAACCCCUGCCACUUGAGGUUAAGUACCACCUGCGCUUCAGUUACUUUCGGAAGAAUGAUAUGUGGGCUGGGACAAAUCUCUUUUUUCCAAAAGAGAUUGAAGGAUGGCACACUACCUCUCUCUUUCCACUCUUCCCGAAUCCAGGACCCAGGGAACCCUCAUUCCCUGAUGGAGGAGAACCUGGAUACAUCCGAGAAGGAUUCCUGGCUGUUCAGCAUGCUGUGGAUAAAGCCAUUAUGCAAUACCAUGCAAGCGCUGCCAUGACCAGACUGUUUGAGAAGGUCACCAUCAUUGCAAAGAGAUUCCCAUACCCACCGUUCAUUUCAGACUCUUUUCUUGUGGCCAUCCAGUACCAGCUUCCCUUGCUGCUCAUGCUGAGCUUUACUUAUUCCACACUCACCAUCACUCGUGCCAUUGUACAAGAAAAGGAAAGAAAACUGAAGGAGUACAUGCGCAUCAUGGGACUCAGCAACUGGCUUCACUGGAUUGCCUGGUUCCUCACAUUCUUCCUCCUCCUACUUUUUACCAUCUUUUUUAUGACUGUGCUUUUCUGUAUCAAGGUGGAAGAGGACGUUGCAGUGAUCACCAACAGUGACCCAUCUUUGAUAUUUGUCUUUUUGAUAUGUUUCGCCAUUUCUUCCAUUUCCUUCAGUUUUAUGGUCAGCACCUUCUUCAAUAAAGCCAAUUUGGCAGCUGCCAUAGGAGGUUUCCUCUAUUUCUUUACGUAUAUUCCUUACUUCUUCAUUGGUCCUCGAUACAACUGGAUGACCCUCAACCAAAAGUUAUCUUCCUGUCUCUUCUCAAAUGUUGCUAUGGCUUUGGGGGCCCAGCUCAUAGGCAAGUUUGAAGCAAAAGGAGUGGGAAUUCAAUGGAAAUACCUCAUGAAAUCAGUUAAUGUUGAUGAUAACUUCACUUUUGGGCAUGUGUUGCUAAUGCUGCUAUUUGAUUCUGCCUUCUAUGGCUUGGUGACCUGGUAUGUGGAAGCUGUCUUUCCAGGAGAAUAUGGUAUGCCCCAGCCCUGGUAUUUUUUCUUAAUGCCUUCCUACUGGUGUGGGAAUCAAAAAUCUAUGAUGGGAAAAGAGGAGGAAGAGGAUGAUCCUGAGAAAGUUCUAAAAACUGAGUACAUUGAAGCUGAACCUGAAGAUUUAGUAGCUGGAAUAAAGAUCAAGCAUCUGUCCAAGAUGUUUAUGGUGAGGAAUAAGAGAAAAGAGGCAAUAAGAGACCUGACUCUGAAUAUGUACGAGGGACAGAUCACUGUUCUCCUAGGACAUAAUGGAGCAGGCAAGACCACCACCUUGUCCAUCCUCACAGGUCUUUUUCCACCUACUAGUGGCCGGGCAUAUAUCAGUGGGUAUGAGAUCUCACGUGACAUAGUUCAGAUCCGGAAGAGCCUAGGCUUAUGCCCCCAGCAUGAUGUCCUCUUUGACUACAUGACAGUGGCUGAGCACCUUUACUUCUACGCUCAGAUGAAAGGAUUAUCUGAACAAAAAUGUCCUGAGGAAGUCAAUCAUAUCUUGAACAUUCUUGAUCUGGAGAAUAAACGCCACUCACUUUCAAAGUCACUGAGUGGAGGAAUGAAACGCAAGGUUUCUGUUGGCAUCGCACUCAUAGGAGGCUCUAAGGUAGUGAUGCUGGAUGAACCAACUUCGGGCAUGGACCCAAUUUCACGGAGAGCCACCUGGGAUCUCCUUCAGCAGCAGAAAAAUGACCGCACCAUUGUGCUGACCACACAUUUUAUGGAUGAGGCUGACCUUUUGGGGGACCGAAUUGCUAUUAUGGCCAAGGGGGACCUGCAGUGUUGUGGCUCUUCACUUUUCCUCAAGCAUAAAUACGGUGCAGGGUAUCAUAUGAUCAUAGUGAAGGAACUUCAUUGUAAUACCAGUGACAUUUCUCGUCUGGUUUAUCAUCACAUACCAAAUGCCAUUUUGGAGAGCAACGUUGGAGCUGAAUUAUCGUUUAUCCUCCCCAAAGAGAGUUCACACCGGUUUGAAACUCUCUUUACUGAACUAGAACUGAAACAGAAAGAGCUAGGCAUUGCCAGCUAUGGUGCUUCUGUCACCACUAUGGAAGAAGUGUUCCUUAGAGUUGGUAAACUUGUAGAUUCAAGCAUGGAUAUCCAAGCCAUCCAGCUUCCUGCUUUACAGUACCAGCAUGAGAGACGGGCAAGUGACUGGGCCAUGGAUAGCAACCUCAGUGGAAUAAUGGAUCUCACCGAUAGCAUCGGGGCCUUAAUCAAGGAAGAUUGUACCACCAUCAAAUUUAACACCAGGUUCUACCUUCACUGCCAGCAGUUCUGCGCCAUGUUCACAAAGAAGGCCUUGUACAGCUGGCGCAACUGGAAGAUGCUGGUGGCGCAGAUCCUUGUGCCCCUGACUUGCAUCACAUUGGCCCUCAUGGCCAUAAACUACUCUUCAGCGAUUCGGGAUGACCCCUUCCUGCAGCUAACCCUGGACCAGUAUGGUCAGACAGUUGUGCCCUUUUCCAUCUAUGGAACCUCCAAGCUGGACCAGCAGCUUUCAGAACGCUUUAAAGAUAUGCUGCAGGCUGAAAAACAGGUGCCUCGGGAGGUGUUAGGUGAUUUGGAAGACUUCCUGAUUUUUAGGGCCUCGGUGGAAGGUGAAGGCUUUAAUGAACGAUGCCUUGUGGCAGCUUCCUUCAAAGAUGUUGGAGAGCAGACUGUUAUCACUGCUCUGUUCAACAACCAAGCCUACCAUUCUCCAGCCACUGCCCUGGCAGUCGUGGACAAUAUUCUGUUCAAGCUGCUUUCUGGCCCCAGUGCCUCCAUUACUGUCUCCAACUACCCUCAGCCCCGAGGUGCUAGCCAGGCCACGACAGAACAAGCCAACGAGGGCCACACAGGAUUUCACCUAGCUCUUAAUUUGCUCUUCAGCAUGGCUUUCUUGGCCAGUACAUUCUCCAUCCUGGCAGUCAUUGAAAGAGACAUGAAGGCAAAGCACAUCCAGUUUGUCAGUGGAGCCUAUGUUGUUCACUUUUGGCUUUCUGCCCUGCUGUGGGAUCUUCUAACUUUCCUUAUCUCCUGUUCCCUGCUGCUGGUGGUGUUCAGAGCCUUCGACGUGGAAGUUUUCACCCAGGAUAACCACCUUGCAGAUGCUUUGAUGAUCUUAAUGCUCUAUGGUUGGUCCAUCAUCCCCCUCAUGUACCUAAUGAGCUUCUUUUUUUCUGGAGCUGCAGCUGCCUACACCAGACUUAGCAUAUUCAACAUCCUCUCGGGCCUUGCCACCUUUCUCAUCAUCAGCAUCUUGCGUAUGCCAGGGCUAAAAUUGUUGCAACUCUCUAAAACCUUGGAUAUGGUUUUCCUGGUGUUGCCCAGUCAUAGCCUAGGGAUGUCUAUCAGCAACUUUUUUGAAAACUAUGAGACCAAGAGAUACUGCACAUCCUCUGAGAUUGCAGCCCAUAACUGCAAGAAAUUUAAUAUUAAAUACCAAGAGAAUUUCUAUGCAUGGAAAGCUCCUGGGAUUGGGAAAUACAUGACUUCUAUGGCUGUUUCUGGCUUUGUUUUCCUCAUUCUUCUAUUCCUCAUUGAGACUAACCUCCUUUGGAGACUGAGAACCUUCUUCAGUAACAUCUUCAGGACACAGAAUUGGGCACAGAUGCAUAUCCAAUCAUCAAUGAUUCCGAAAGACCAAGAUGUAGAAGAUGAGAAAAAGAAAGUCUUAGAAUCCCUACCAGAGCUGUUGCUGAAUACCCCACUGGUUAUUAAGGAACUGACAAAGGUGUACAGCCAGAAGGUGCCCUUCCUAGCUGUGGACAGAGUCUCCCUCACAGUCCAGAAAGGGGAGUGCUUUGGACUGCUUGGUUUCAAUGGGGCUGGGAAAACCACCACCUUCAAAAUGCUGACUGGAGAAGACACAAUUACCUUUGGAGAUGCUUUUGUUGAUGGCUACAGCAUCAUCACUGACAUAAAAAAGGUACGGCAGCGAAUAGGCUACUGUCCUCAAUUUGAUGCCUUGUUGGAACACAUGACUGGCCGAGAGACUCUGACCAUGUAUGCCCGGCUACGGGGCAUCCCUGAGUGCCGUAUUGGCAACUGUGUGAAGAAUGUGUUACAGGGGCUGCUCCUGGAACCCCACGCAGACAAACUUGUCAAGACCUACAGUUUCCCCAUUUCUUCUCUUCUCUUAUGGCGUAGUGGUGGCAACAAGCGUAAGCUGAGCACUGGUAUUGCCUUGAUUGGAGAGCCAUCGGUUGUCUUCCUGGAUGAGCCAUCCACUGGCAUGGACCCCGUAGCCCGGCGCCUGCUCUGGGAUACAGUGACACGAGCCCGUGAAUCUGGCAAAGCCAUCGUCAUCACCUCCCACAGCAUGGAAGAGUGUGACGCUUUGUGCACCCGAUUGACCAUGAUGGUGAAUGGGCAGUUCAAGUGCCUGGGCAGCCCACAGCAUCUCAAGAGCAAGUUUGGGAGUGGCUACACCCUCUUAGCCAAGGUUAAAAGCGACAGGCAAGAGGGCAAAAUGGAGGCCCUGGAGUUGUUCAAGAUGUUUAUCAACCAGACUUUCCCAGGGAGCAUACUGAAGGAUGAACACCAAGGAAUGGUCCAUUACCACCUGCCCAGUAAGGACCUCAGCUGGGCAAAGGUGUUUGGCAUUUUGGAGAAAGCCAAAGAAAAGUAUGGACUAGAUGACUAUUCCGUCAGUCAAGUCUCACUGGAACAAGUCUUCAUGAGCUUUGCCCAUUUACAAUCUUCAGCAGAAGAUGAACGGUGAACGGCAGCAUCCACAAAGUUGGCUUGUGGGGGUACUUGUUAAGGGUUGUCACACAAAUAAUGACACCCGCUCACCACUUUUUAUCCUGCACCUUUAUUUUUAGUUGGUUCUUUUUCUGUUAUGGAUAUGAUAACUAAGUAUCCAUAUUAACAGACUUUCAUACUGCUCUCAGACUAGAGAUGACGAGCAUGCUCUGGACAGCAGAAUAGGACCUUAGGGCUCAUGGUGAAUUUACUUGUGAAUGUAGUCAUUUAAGGCAACUCAGAGCCCUAAAUACUAAGCCAAAACCCACAGUAGAGAAGCCCUCUAAGCAAUGUGUCAAGGAGUAAGGUAUUCAGGGAAGGAAAGGACAGUGCUAAUCUUCACACUAGUCAUUUGGCAGACCCCAAGAUAUCUGGCUCCAUGGGAGUCAGUGGCCACCAGCAUAAAGAGAUUGAUACACCACUGGAGUCCAGGAGUAAGGUGUGAAAGCAGGGAAUUCUGCUUCUUAUUCUCCAGAAUGACCUGAAACUGUGACCCUGAUUCUAUUUAAGCAAAAUACAAACUUGGGCAGAGACAUGUAUCAAUUUUUCCAGGAUGGUGACCUCUGACUGUUGCUCUGUGUCAUAGGUGAAUUAAUUUGCCAUUCACUUCUUGUGUUGGGGACCCAUUUGUGGCAGGAGAUGGUGCUUACCCUUCAUAGUUUCUUCAUCACCAAUCCCUGCAUGCCCCCAAGAUGUGUUCAUGUGCACGUGUGUGAUGCUAUCCCUGUGUCACAUUAAUCAUGGUGGACAAAAUAUUUCAGUCUUUAUAAACAUAGCAUACUGAUUGGAGGUGAAGGUCAGAAUAUUGCGCUACAAUGCCCCAGUCAGAUGUCAUCUGCAGGUCAGUGUUCAGUUCUGGGUGGCACCGCUUCUGUGGGAUGAUAACUAACUAGAGUUUGUCGAGAGGAGGGGGAUUUGGAAAUAAGCGAAUGAACAUAGCUGAGGAGGCAUCAGUGUGCCAUAGGUGUGGUUUGAAAAUUGUAUCUGCACAGUCCCCCAGUGAAAGAACAUUCUUGAUAAACCCUGUUUACUUUGUUAUUUUCCUACAAAGGUGCUACUGCCUACCAGAGGCUUUGAGCCUUCAAUGUAACACAUGCGCCUUGACUUAUUAAAAAAUACCUACAGGCCACAGAGAACAUUAAAAAUAUGUGCAUUUAUUUAAAAAAAAAAGUAUUGUGUCAUCAAU
Messenger RNA from Vombatus ursinus (common wombat), 6793 nucleotides. RefSeq names its product ATP binding cassette subfamily A member 3 (gene ABCA3). NCBI's taxonomy places the organism in Eukaryota, Metazoa, Chordata, Mammalia, Diprotodontia, Vombatidae. The record is from RefSeq and is a predicted model, not a curated record. Gene Ontology annotation, cellular component: membrane; intracellular membrane-bounded organelle. The transcript is spliced from 34 exons. Bases 431 to 5584 code for a protein of 1717 amino acids. Gene Ontology annotation, molecular function: ABC-type transporter activity; ATP hydrolysis activity; ATP binding. Gene Ontology annotation, biological process: lipid transport; transmembrane transport.